AUGCUGUCCAGACCUUCCCUCUCGGCGUUUCACCUCUCACACGGGAUUGAUCUUGGUGCUAUGGCGGCCGAGCAACGACGUGUUGGAUGCCCUGGCGACGAGUCUAUUGACAGUCUUCAAUUAGUUGACGUCCCAUUGACCACCGGCACUGGCACAAUCCUUUGUGACGUAUCGACUCUUUUCAUCGCCCUUAUGUGCCUGCCUCGAUGCGUCGAGCUGUUUUUCAAACUCCCCACGGACUCUCCCAUCCUGGUAUUUGAGCCUCACAGAAGCUCCUCGCGGAAAGGUUCGUAUGGCCUGGGUUGAACAAGGAUGUGAAAGCUUGGACACGAUCGUGCCUUUGCUGUCAACUUAACAAGGUUCAACGCCACAACAAGUCUCCAUCGGGCACGUUCCCCAGCCCCGAUGAACGGUUCAACCAGGUGCCUUUAAUUUAAUUUAAUUUAUUAAAUGCCAGUUUACAGGCAUUGUCAAGGGAAGCGAUUAAACACAAAUCCGACCAGCAGUGAAAAAAAAACACCUGAAGAAUAAAAAUAUAGUUGAUGAUGGUUUUUAUGGUUCGGAGGGUUCAGGAGAAAAAAAACUGCUGGCAGUAGAUUUUCGACCGUCUAGAAGGGGGGGAGGGGGUUGCACGGUAUCGGAGAUCAUCGGACGUCAAUUCCUUUCAUGAAGUUGGGGAUAGUCACAGUAGAGGCGUUGAGGAACAGCUGGUGAGACCGACAAUAGUGUUCAGAGACCACAAACGCCAUCGCUACGGUACAGUCGAUCAGUGGAUUCAGAACCCAAAAUUUGAGGAAGCUUUUCUGAAUGCAAAAAUCAAAUAAUAGUUCUCUUAAAUAAAGGAUAAUUUUGCAGAGUUUUCACACUCAUUGUUAGUUUAUUCCAAAUAGCAAUUGCAUUUACAGAAUAGAACCGACGAUAUUUAACAGUACGUGCCAGAGGCAGAAAUAAGAAGACCUCACGGUGACUGUUACGUCGUGGGUGGAUAUGAUGUCUUAAAGAGGUGAGUGGGUAAAUGUGUGAUUAUAUAACAGUUUAAAUAGCAAAAAUAGUCCCUUUUGUAAUCUACGGAACCAUAAAGGAUCAAGGCCCGUAAGCCGGCAACGUUCUUGGUAAGACAAAUGUCGGUGUUCUGGGGUUAAAAUUCUCUUGGUAAAAAAGUGUUGAACGGAUUCUAUUUUCUUCCGCUCAGUAGCACGCAUGAGGCUAAAUGAAAACGAACAGUAUUCCAGACCAGGUCUAACGUACAUGUUGAAAAGGCGCAUUCUAAUGUCCCUAGUUUUAAAAUUUCGGAGGAUAAACCCGGUCGUUCUACGUGCUUUGGAGACUAUCAAGGCACAGUGCUCCGAGAGAUUGAGACUCUUGGAGUAUGAUACGCCCAAAUCCUUUAUAACUCCAGGCACAUUUAUGGCGUGACCUUCAAUACUUAGUUGAGGUUGGUGGUCGUCGCCAACCACCAUGACUGAGCACUUAUGCCAAGAAAGAGAAAGGCGCCAUGUGCGGCACCACUGGGCGAAAGCCUGUAGAUCGUCCUUUUGGAGCUCAAGCACGAUGUCACGAUCUGCCGGCUCAUAUCGAUAUGCAACUUUAAGAUCAUCGGCAUACAUGAAAGGCUUACCAUUGUUGAAUAAAUCGGGUACAUCAUUAACGAAAAGGCAAAACAAAAGCGGGCCGAGUACACUACCCUGAAUGACUCCACUCCUCACACGUGUGGGGUUGGAGAUAGUAUUGGAAAUCUUAACUCGUUGUGUACGAGUGCCCAGGUAAGAGGAUAUAAAAUUCAAAAUUUUGCCACCUAUUCCGAAAGAGGACAGUUUCAAGAGAAGAAGAGCAUGGCCAACACGAUCAAAAGCCUUAGUGAAAUCGAAAUAUACAGUGUAAAGUGCAAAACCAUUGUCCCUAGAUUGGAGAACAAAGUCAACGAAAGAGAGUUGACAGGUGUCACAAGAGUGAGCGGACUCACUCUGUCAGUCUGGCGACUGCGGCGGCGAAAAGAUGGAGAAGAAGAAGAAGAAGAGUAGGCUGGAAGAGGAAGAGAGUGAUUGUUGUUGUUGUUUCGGUUUUGGCUGUCUCGACCGCGUGCAUUUUGUCUACGGCCACGGCCAACCUACAGACAACGUGGUUCUCAGCGAUCUUUAGGGCACCUUUUCUAGCCCCUUCCCUCUCGCGAGGGCAGGCAGCGCAUCCCUAAAUAGGGCUGCUCGGUUAUCCCAGACGGCUGUCGGACUUCACUAUGGGCCACGAAUUUUUGUUAGUGAGAGAACAACCCGAAUUAGCCUGGGACCUUGGUGGUGAUGGUGAUGAAGUUGUUGAGAGGAUACACACAACAGAACGCUAUGGGACUUACAGCUAAGGUAGACAGGCAGACAUAGUCAUCAGUCAAGGACAGGAAUAACGGGCAACGUUCGGAGUCAGGCACAGCAACACCUACCUAUUAGCAGAGAGAGGCAUAGACUGACAGAUACAGAGCAGGCAACAGUAGCAACCCAAAGCACACAGCACGCUACUUAAGGAGCCAAGUGAGACAAGUGAGGAAUGGCACCAUUCUAAAUCAAGCAAACUAACAUCUAGCUAUUAGCACAGAGAGGCAUAGACAAACAGAUACAGAAUAAGCAACAAGAGCAGAAACAAGGGCAGACAAGACAGAGCAUAAGCAGGCAAGUAAGGUAGCAAAGUAAGUAUGAAAACAGACAGGGGUUCUCUUAACUGAGGAUUCACUUCCCUGUCGGUCUCCUACAAUGACCAAGCCGGAGCUUCAUCUCCACGAUGUCGAUGCGUGGAUCCAUCGGCCAGCGGUGACAACAGUGCCGUGUGUGCGGAUGUACACACGGAUACCCUCGGCUGGUUUAGGCCGCCGGUCGAGGAGGUUGCCCGAGGUGUAGCCGCUGAGCAGAGCCCAGCUACGUAGAGCCACAUGUGAGAGUUGGGUGCCAGCAAAUGGACGCUAGGCGUAGUCUCACCUGCAAGCAAGUGAGCGACCACUACGAACAUCACGUGAACCCACCGCUGGACACCCCUACACCCCACACACACACACGCCGUCUCCAGGCUAGCCAGGGCCGCAGACGUCUUAUCAUGGUCGAAACAAUCAAGAUCGAAACAGCAACAAUACCAAUAACAACAACAACAACCAUACUCAUUCUCCUCAUCCUACCUCUUCUUCCUCUUCCGCUGCCUAUUCUUCUCCUUCGUCGCCUUCUUCUCAAUCUCCUUCCCGUCGCCCCACUCGUUGUCACCAGACUGGCAGGGUGAGCCCGCUCACUCUGGCAGCCUGGAAUGUUCGUUUCCUUUUAGACAAUCUGAGGAGCAACCGACCGCAACGGAGGACGGCGCUAGUGGCACGAGAACUGGCGCGCAACAAGGUGGACAUCGCCGCACUCAGCGAGACCCGAUUCUCCGAACAAGGCCAACUGGAGGAGGUGGGUGCCGGCUACACCUUCUUCUGGAGUGGUCGACCCAGGACAGAGCGACGGGACGCGGGUAUCGCCUUCGUCAUUCGGAACGACAUCGUGGGACAACUGCCCUGUUUGCCGCAGGGCAUAAACGAUCGCCUGAUGAGCCUCCGCCAGCCUCUCCUCCGGGGUGGGGGCAAAUUCGCCACCAUCAUCAGCGCCUACGCUCUGACGAUGACCAGCCCCGACGCCGCCGCAAGAGGCAAAUUCUACGAGGACCUGCACGCCCUCUUGGCGACUGUGUCGAAGGCGGACAAGUUGAUUGUCCUUGGUGACUUCAACGCCCGCGUCGGCACAGACCAUACUGCCUGGAGAGGAGUGCUGGGUCUCCACGGUCUCCGCGACUCCAACGACAACGGUCUGCUGCUCCUCCGCACCUGCGCAGAACACCGCCUCAUCCUGACGAACACCUUCUUCUGUCUGCCGGAGCGAGAGAAGGCCACCCGGAGGCAUUCUCGGUCGCGUCAGUGGCACCUGCUGGACUACGUCCUCGUCCGGAGGCGAGAUCAGCAGGGCGUGCUGGUGAUGAAGGCGAUCGCGGGUGCUGACGGGUGGACCGACCAUCGCGUCGUCAUCUCGAAGAUGCGUAUUCGCCUACAGCCUCGCAGGAGACCACAAGGUAAGCGACCCCCAGGUAAGCUGAAUGUUGCCUUGUUGUCUUUGCCCGCUCACCAUCUUCAUUUCAGCAAUGAGCUAGCUCAACGGCUAGACAACUUUCCUAUCGCUGCCGACGCCGCCGCUGCCGAGAACGCCUCCGUGGAGAACCGCUGGUGUCAACUGAGAGACACGUUCCAGUCGACGGCGCUCGCCGUCCUCGGUCGCGCUCCCCGCCAACACCGGGACUGGUUCGACGACAACGACGUUACCAUCAGAAAUCUGCUAGCUAAGAUGAACCGCCUACACAAAGCCUACACACACACACGACAGUUAUACCAUCGAUUUCGAUAA
This is a messenger RNA of Spirometra erinaceieuropaei, 4400 nucleotides long. NCBI's taxonomy places the organism in Eukaryota, Metazoa, Platyhelminthes, Cestoda, Diphyllobothriidea, Diphyllobothriidae. The record is from the annotation of a GenBank genome assembly.